AGUUCAGCGGCUCGCAUCAAGCGCAUCGCAGCCUUGUGGUGCAUCAGCUGCUCUCCUCAGCUCUCUCUCACACACACAGACCUGCGAGAAGCAGAAAAGAGGGAGAAAAUGGUGAAGAUCUCCUUCCAGCCCGUAUCGGUGCAGAAGCCUGAAAAGCAGAGAGAUGGAGGGAAAGAGGAAAUUAUCAUGUCUUACUCCCAGCCGGAUGAGUUGGUCCUCCCUCUCAGGCCUAAGAAGUCUUCAGUAAGUGGCCUCUGCUGUCUGAUCCCCGGCCUGGUGAUCUUCAUAUCCGGUCUGAUCAUGGUGUCAGUCUAUGUGUAUCGCUACUACUUCACCCCUCAGAUCCCUGAGGACAGCCUGUUCCACUGUCGGGUGAUGUAUGAAGACUCUCUGUACGCACCGUUGCUAGGGAGACAGGAGCUGCAAGAGAAUGUCGGCAUCUACUUGGAAGAAAACUACGAGCAGAUCAAUGUUCCUGUGCCCAACUUCGGAGGAAGCGAUCCAGCUGACAUCAUCCACGAUUUCCACCGGGGCCUCACAGCAUAUCACGACAUUGCGUUGGAUAAGUGCUAUGUUGCUGAGCUCAACAGCACCAUUGUCAUGCCUCCCAGGAACCUGUGGGAAUUACUUAUUAAUGUCAAGAGGGGGAUGUACCUGCCACAGACCUACAUGGCUCAGGAAGAGAUGAUGGUGACAGGCCGGGUGAAGAACAUGCGUCAGCUCGGCCCCUUUAUCCACCGCCUGUGUUACGGCAAAGAGACUUUCCGGCUGAAACGCCGCAACUCUCGCAGACGCAUCGACAAGCGAGAGACCAGGAAGUGUCACAGCAUCCGUCACUUUGAGAACACAUUUGUGAUGGAGACACUGAUCUGUGACCGGGCCUAAAACUUCAGCCUUGGAAUCUUCCCAACUCGACUGAGCAGAUCCUAAAACCUGUUCCUCUGCGUUUAGCUUUUAUUGCACUUUAUAGCACAUCUACUCUGUACAUACUGUGUAAGGCAUCAUGUUUUUUUUUUAUUUUAUUUUUUUUAUUAUUUUCCAAAUUUAGUUAGUUUGUGAUCAAUCAUAACUGUUUUUUUUCAGGAUCCUAAUGUCCCAGGUUGAAUAAUAACUGCCUUAGUGUUAAGUUUGGUGGCUAUUCUUGUUGUCUUGGUUAAACAUGUUGAUCUGUAUAUAUUGGUAUUUACAUAAAUGUAUAAUUUUUUUUCAUUGAAUAUGGAGGGGGGAUCUAAAUGUCAGACUGGUCUGAGAAAUGUCAGCACGUUGAAAUGAUUUAUCUGACAGUAUUGACAUCUUUUUAGUGUGAGACUGUGGCAUGCACUAUGCACUGACUUCAUUUCCUUUGGUUGUUUGUCUGUUUGUUGGUCUAUAGAAUGGAUAACCUGUUCUCUACUGUUUCCCUGUGUUAAAUAAGAAAUCCAGAUUUCGAAAAUUGUCUUAAUGCCAAAAAGUAUACCUCAUGUUUUAGAAAUGUAUGAGUUAAUUACUUGUUAUUUAAUUAAGACAUUCUUUUCAUUUUUUCCCAAAGUAACUUAAGCAAUAGAGUUUUCUUAUCUUGGAUUUCAUAUUUUAACACUGGACAUUUUCGUAAUGAGUUAAUAAACUUAUGUUUUUGUCCCUUUGUGACAUAUUUGUGAAUAAAGUUUAUAGAAAAAUUGACAUGACUCCCACAUAUGAAUUAAAUAGAUGUCUGCCUAGCUCUCUUUUG
Molecule: messenger RNA, 1708 nt
Organism: Pangasianodon hypophthalmus (striped catfish)
Lineage: Eukaryota; Metazoa; Chordata; Actinopteri; Siluriformes; Pangasiidae
Gene: itm2cb
Product: integral membrane protein 2Cb
Exons: 6
Coding region: 109-885 (258 amino acids)
Biological process (GO): negative regulation of amyloid precursor protein biosynthetic process
Cellular component (GO): plasma membrane; Golgi apparatus; extracellular exosome
Molecular function (GO): amyloid-beta binding
Source: RefSeq, a predicted model, not a curated record